Molecule: messenger RNA, 1439 nt
Organism: Sitophilus oryzae (rice weevil)
Lineage: Eukaryota; Metazoa; Arthropoda; Insecta; Coleoptera; Curculionidae
Product: prostasin-like
Exons: 9
Coding region: 26-1408 (460 amino acids)
Biological process (GO): proteolysis
Molecular function (GO): serine-type endopeptidase activity
Source: RefSeq, a predicted model, not a curated record
AUGUUCAAAACAGUGUUAAGUGACGAUGAAUUUAGUUUACGUAGUUUUGAAUAAGUGCUUAUAUUUCUUGGAGAUCAAGGUAAUGUUUCGAACGAUGUACUUCAUAUUUUUCCUAACCUGGUACUACCUGGGUACGACUUUAGGACAACAGCUAAAAUCACCAUGUCCUGACGUUUUUCAAUAUGAACAAAACCCCUCUGAACCAGACCGAUGGUACGCUACUGUGACACUUAAAACCGAUGCCGAAUUGACUGGUGUAUGGUUUAGAGUACUGCUAAAUAAGCAGACUUUGCAGUUAGGGAACUGGUUGGUGAGCUCCCCGUAUAUUUUAACGUUGAGACUCAAUGCCAGACAGAUAUGUCCUGUAGGUGGUACCACUACACCUAGUCCGGUAGUUACCGGACAGUUAUUCACCAAUAAGCCCGAGAUACCGGACUCACUGUCGGGUGUAUCUGGUGGUACCUCGUCUGGGAUUAGUCCUACAGUGAUACAAAAACCGAGCCUUCCAAUUGGUUCAGGCGAUGAUGACUUCUAUCAAGGCGACUUUAGUUUAAUAUUAAAACCGCAAGGACCGUCUCCCGACCCGUUGACUGCUGAAUGUGGAACAGUUAUCAAACAACCACGACCUCUAAUAACUCACGGACAGGAAACAACAGAAGGUGAAUUUCCAUGGCACGCUGCCAUCUACCAUUCCAAGGGUAUAGAUUUAACGUAUAUUUGCGGUGCUUCCCUAAUAAGCGACUAUCAUUUAAUAACAGUAGCUCAUUGCGUCACUAAAAGGAAAAGCCAGAUGGCACUAAGUCCAAGCAACUUAGUGAUAUAUUUAGGAAAAUACUAUCUACGGGUAUGGUCGAACCCAGGUAUUCAAUAUAGAAAAGUAGAAAGUAUAAUAGUGCACCCGAAAUUUAACCCUAUGAGUUUUAGUAACGACAUAGCUGUUCUCAAACUCAGCAAACGUGCUGAAUUUACUGACUACGUCAGACCAAUUUGUUUGUGGGAGGGGAAUAAUCAAUUGGACCGUGUUGUUGACCAUAUCGGUACUGUAACAGGUUGGGGUUUCGACGAAACCGGUAAAGUAACUGAACAGUUGACAAAAGCGCAUAUGCCGAUAGUGUCACAAGAAACGUGUAUUUAUUCCUUCCCGGAAUUCUAUUCAAGAUUCACAAGCAGUACCACAUUUUGUGCUGGGUUCAAGAAUGGUACUUCGGUAUGUAACGGCGACUCUGGCGGAGGACUGAUUCUACCCAAACCUGGAUCAAAUACGCAGAAUACAGUGUGGCAAAUCAGAGGAUUAGUGUCCAUAAGUGUAGCUUUACAGAACAGGUUUCGAUGUGAUUCGUCUCAUUACGUUGUGUUUACGGAUGUUUCGAAGUAUCUUGAUUUUGUACAAAGUUCUUUAAAAAUAUAAGACUGCAUUUUUUAUUAUUAUGUGUUAAAAU